Messenger RNA from Pundamilia nyererei, 1056 nucleotides. RefSeq names its product mitochondrial ribosomal protein S12 (gene mrps12). Lineage: Eukaryota; Metazoa; Chordata; Actinopteri; Cichliformes; Cichlidae. Gene Ontology annotation, biological process: translation. The transcript has 3 exons. Gene Ontology annotation, cellular component: small ribosomal subunit; ribosome. Gene Ontology annotation, molecular function: structural constituent of ribosome. The coding region runs from base 478 to 909 and encodes 143 amino acids. The record is from RefSeq and is a predicted model, not a curated record.
GCCUGGAGUUGCCCACCGCAGGUUUAGUGGAACAAGUGCACGCGUUCAGUUCUCGAGUUUAACAGACGUUAAACGCUGACGCGUGCACGAGGACCCACCGAGAGCUGCUGCGUGCUCGCGCGUAAAAACAAAGGUUUAAUUCUAAAGCAGCCACGGAAAGCUCGUGUCCUGCUGCCAAGACGAACCUUUUAGUUUCUUUUCAGCUUCUUUGUAAUCAGAUGAAUUCAUGUUUCAUAUCGAGCAGGUUAGAUUACGGUAACACGUCACUGGCUCCCAGUCCUGCACAGUCGCCUUUUAAAAUGGUUUCCAUCAACUCAAAGCUCUCAGCGGCUUGUUCUCCGAGUACGCCACCAGAACCCGGACACACCUGUCGGCCACCAGCUGCUGGUCUUUGUGCCCAGAUCAGAUCUCAGAGCUGAGGAUGCUUCUAGUUACUGUGGUGCUGUUCUUGGCACACGCUUCCUGCUGACCUGAGGAAUGGCGUCUCUGUGGAGUCUGAGACCGGCACUGACGUCGCUGAUUCAAGCGUCCCAGCACGCCUCUGCAUGGACCGCCCCCCUCCUGUCCAGGACCAUGGCCACGCUCAACCAGAUGCAUCGCCAAGGGAAGCCCAAAGUCCCUCCCAAAGCCGUUGGAGCCACGUUUGGCCGCCCCCAGCUGAAGGCGGUCAUCCUGAAGACGAUGAUCCGAAAGCCCAAGAAGCCCAACUCCGCCAACAGGAAGUGCGCCCGCGUGCGGCUGUCCAAUGGGAAGGAGGCGGUGGUGUUCAUUCCCGGGGAGGGGCACAACCUGCAGGAGCACAACGUGGUGCUUGUGCAGGGGGGUCGGACACAGGACUUGCCCGGGGUCAAACUCACCGUGGUGCGGGGCAAAUAUGACUGCGCUCACGUGGUGAAGAAGAAGCAGUAGACUGACUGUGGGGGGAGGGGUGCAAGGUGUGUGUGGUGACCUCCUGCCAGCGGCGGCGACGGUCCUGAGCUUCACUCAGCUCCAUGUUUGUGAUGAUCUGCUGUCAGUGUCCAGAAUUAAAGACACUUCCUGUUCAUCCUAAAAAAA